AUGAGGUUCGUCGCGGCGUACCUGCUGGCCACCCUGGGCGGGAACGCGAGCCCGAGCAAGGACGACGUGCGCGCCAUCCUCGGCUCCGUGGGCGCCGAGGUGGACGAGGCCAAGCUCGAGAUGCUCUUCAAAGAGGUGGACGGCAAGGACAUCGCCGCCCUCAUCGCCGCCGGCAGGGAGAAGCUCGCCUUCGCGUCCCGCGGCGCCGCCGCCGCCGCCGCCAUGGACGUCUCCCCCGCCGCCGCCGGUGCUGCCGAGGAGAAGGUCGAGGAGAAGGAAGAGGAGGAGGACGAGGAGGACCUCGACAUGUUCAGCCUCUUCGACUGAGCCACCGUCCGCGCCAUGCCGAUCUGCUGUUCACCGUAGCUUGUUAGUUAUCUGUGUAUCCCUGGUCUGCGUUUCUUGGUUCUAUUAUCUAGAUGUUGUUGAGAUUUUAGUUUGGAAGUACGAGUAGUGCCUUCUGAUGGGAGUUUGUCUGAUUGGUGAAGUCUUGUGUUGCUAUGUUCCGGAUCUAGUAUGAAGAAAUCCUCUGAUUUAUUCUGCAUUAUAGUUCCUGUUCA
Molecule: messenger RNA, 560 nt
Organism: Lolium rigidum
Lineage: Eukaryota; Viridiplantae; Streptophyta; Magnoliopsida; Poales; Poaceae
Product: 60S acidic ribosomal protein P2A-like
Exons: 1
Coding region: 1-327 (108 amino acids)
Biological process (GO): cytoplasmic translational elongation
Cellular component (GO): ribosome; cytosolic large ribosomal subunit
Molecular function (GO): structural constituent of ribosome
Source: RefSeq, a predicted model, not a curated record